Eurytemora carolleeae is the source of this 1260-nucleotide messenger RNA. RefSeq lists its product as uncharacterized. The record is from RefSeq and is a predicted model, not a curated record. NCBI's taxonomy places the organism in Eukaryota, Metazoa, Arthropoda, Copepoda, Calanoida, Temoridae. Bases 274 to 1260 code for a protein of 328 amino acids. Gene Ontology annotation, cellular component: mitochondrion. The transcript has 10 exons.
UAAAUAUAUCAUUAUUUCAGAAAGAAUGGAAAUGCUAUAAUUUCCGGACUUCCGGUGUUUUCUGACAAAUUAAAGGGAUUUUAUGGAAUCGUGACGUAACGUGUUUAAUCGUCCGAGGUCUCAUGAUCUGAGGCUGUGAGGCUGUUUGCUCCAGUUUAUUUACAACCUUGAAGGUUGGAGGAUGGGCCUACUCUGACCUCCGUUCUAUCCUCCACAAUUCAAUUCAACCAUCGGAGAAUAUAAAUCCGUCCGUGAAUCAAUUCAAAUCCAGAAAUGGCUGGCGUAGCCCAGGAUAAGACGACCAGCCGUGUGGCGCUCUGCUCGGCCAUUUUUGCAGGAUUUGCGUACGUUGGUUACGCAGUUGUGCGUCAAACAUUUGGGAAGAAGUUGGACCGUCCGGGAUUUCUGCGUAAUGAAAAUGAUGUGCUUGGACUGGAGUUGGAUGAGAAUAGAAACGGGAAGGUUUAUCUCAGACGAUUGUCGGGUUCCGCUGCGUGUGGGUCAAACAGAGCUGAGAGCGGUCAACGUAUUCCUCUUUCAUGUGUUCUCCGUCCCCUCUCUGUCAGGGAAAGAAUACGAGAGCUGAACCUGAGUGCUUUAGCGUUUGCGGACACAAUCCUAGCUCUUCAAGGUAAAAGACCCGUGAUAGGGGCGCGUAGCCUUGGUUCCUCCCCCUUCCACUCCCCUCCUAGGAUUCUCUCCCCCCUGGACGCACAACAACUCCCACUCCUAGAAUAUAACCCCUCUUGUCCGGCUACUCCCAGGCUAAGUAGACGAGCCUCGAGAAGAAAUCUGAGCCGACGCAGCCUCGCAAGCAGUGUAAUCAGCCUCACCGAGGCCCAGCAGGAGGAGGCGGAUGCCAGAGCAGAGAGUUUACUCCAGGGAAGGGAAUCUGAACUGACAAGAAGACUGGAGAGUUUGCAGAGUGGAAGAAGUAGAGAACUAACUCCAUACGAAUGCAAGAGCUUGGUGGCCCUGCUGCACAGCUCCGACCUGGAGAAGGUUAAGAGGACCCUGACCACGGUAGCAAACUCUGCAGCAUUCACCAGAAACCAGGAUUCAUUACGUGAAGCAGGAGUUUUAGUUCGGCUACCUUCAUUGCUCGCUAGUACAGACAAUGGUAUAAAGGAGGCUGCUGUGAUUGCUGCUGCUAAUCUGUCCUUGAAUAUUGGGAAUAUGAAGGAGAUGGAGCAGUGUGUAUCCGUCCNCUACUCAACUACACUACAUCCACCUACAGUGGACUACAUCCACAUACAGUAG